AAACACUUUUUUUUACUUUCUCCUGUAAAAGGCAAUGGCAACAAUGAAAAUUUGCCAAUACUGCCUACUACGCCACGAACAUCACGCCCCAGGCAAAGACUCGUAUUGAAUCCAAUUGGUCAGUCAGUAAGAAGAGAUAUGUACGUUAUAUGGACAGCUAAUAUGAGACGCGAUAAUAAGGAUAUGAAUGUUGAAAUGAUACAUCUUGGAAAGGGAGUGUCAAUAUCGUUGGAAAAGUGGGAACAUAUCAAAAUUAUUUCGAAUACAAGAAAGGGCUUUGUAAAAAAUCUUCUCCGAAAUAUAUACCGCACAGACCAAAUUGCUAACAGAUGCAUGCGGGAUACUGGAAAAUUACAAAAAUGCACGGCGCGUGCAUCACCUCGAAAAAUAGUGACUCCUAAGAAGUUAUGGGUACUCAGGGAAUCCCUUAAAUUAUAUUUAACAAGAUAUAAAACAUCUUUAGUCAAAAAACAUCAGGAUGUAUUAAGUUGUCUUAAAGAUGUUAAUGCAGCAAUAUCAGAAGAAACCAACUUUCAAAAUCAACAAUAUAAAAAUGGGAUUAAUGAGGAGCCAGAAGAUCCCAUCUGCAUUGAAGAAGACAUCAAUCUUUAUGAACUCUAA
Molecule: messenger RNA, 621 nt
Organism: Trichogramma pretiosum
Lineage: Eukaryota; Metazoa; Arthropoda; Insecta; Hymenoptera; Trichogrammatidae
Exons: 3
Coding region: 139-621 (160 amino acids)
Source: RefSeq, a predicted model, not a curated record